AUGUUGUUGUUAAGUGCCAUCGACCUGACCCCAGGGUUCUUUUUCUUGAAUGGUGUCCCUGGACUGGAAGCUGCACACAUCUGGAUCUCCCUGCCAUUUUGCUUCAUGUACAUCAUCGCUGUGGUGGGGAACUGUGGGCUCAUCUACCUCAUCAGCCAUGAGGAGGCUCUGCACAGGCCCAGGUACUAUUUUUUGGUCCUGCUAUCCUUUACUGAUGUUACUUCAUGCACUACCACUGUAGCCAAUAUGCUCUGCAUAUUCUGGUUCAACCUCAGGGAGAUUGACUUUAAUGCCUGCCUAGUCCAGAUGUUUUUUGUGCACAUGUUGACUGGGAUGGAGUCUGGGGUGCUCAUGCUCAUGGCACUGGACCGCUAUAUGGCCAUCUGUUACCCCUUGAAUUAUACCAGCAUCCUCACCAACCGUGUCAUCGUCAAGGCUGGUCUUGCCACCUUUCUGAGGAGUGUGAUGCUCACCAUGCCAUUUACCUUCCUCACCAAGCACCUGCCCUACUGCCAGGGUAACUUCAUUCCUCACACUUACUGUGACCACAUGUCUGUGGCCAAAGUGUCCUGUGGAAGUUUCAAGGUUAAUGCUAUUUAUGGUUUGAUGGUCUCUCUCCUAAUCGGUGUAUUUGAUAUCUGCUGUAUCUCAGUGUCUUACACAAUGAUCUUGCAGGCUGUAAUGAGCUUGUCAUCAGCAGAUGCUCGUCACAAAGCCUUCAGCACCUGUACAUCUCAUAUCUGUGCCAUUGUCAUCACGUAUGUCCCUGCCUUUUUUACUUUUUUCACCCACCGCUUUGGGGGGCACCUUAUCCCCCACCACGUACACAUCAUUGUGGCCAACCUUUAUCUGCUACUGCCCCCUACAAUGAACCCAAUCGUUUAUGGAGUAAAGACCAAGCAGAUUCGGGAAGGUGUGAUCAAAUUUUUACUUGGAGACAAAAUUGUCUUUACCUAAGAUAAAUGAAUAAUAAAAUACAUUUAUUUCUUAGGGGAAAAAAAAGAAAAGUUAAGAAGAAAUUUGUAAAAGGUGUGGAAGAAAUGGUAUUAAAACCAAUUGUUCUUACACAUAGAUUUUCUGAAGGCUUCGAAAGUAUGAUUCAAAACCUUCGCAGGCAUUUCUCUCAUGAAAUGUUUCUUGUCAUCAAAAAUCUGAUAGAGACAAGAACAUAGAAUAAAAAAGUAACAUACCUAUUCCUUCUAUAACUUAUGUUUUACAUUAGAGCUUUUAGAUUCACAUGUCUAGUGA
Loxodonta africana (African savanna elephant) is the source of this 1248-nucleotide messenger RNA. RefSeq names its product olfactory receptor 52N2-like. The coding region runs from base 1 to 957 and encodes 318 amino acids. The record is from RefSeq and is a predicted model, not a curated record. The transcript has 2 exons. Lineage: Eukaryota; Metazoa; Chordata; Mammalia; Proboscidea; Elephantidae. Gene Ontology annotation, molecular function: olfactory receptor activity; G protein-coupled receptor activity. Gene Ontology annotation, biological process: G protein-coupled receptor signaling pathway. Gene Ontology annotation, cellular component: plasma membrane.